AUGCCACAAGAUAACUGGCACAAAUCAAAAAGUUGUUCAGAAAACUGCUAUUGAUCUUCAUAUCUCGGAAAAAAUUAAUAAUUUAAAUGUAAAAAUAAAUGCCCAGGACUAUCUAGUAAAGUUAAAACAUAUAGCAAUUGGCCUAGAUAAGAUUCAACGAGAUGCCUGUACAAUUAGCGAAUGCAUUGAAAUUUGGAUAGAAAAGAAAAUGAAAAUUGCACUGAUUCAGAUAGAAAUCAUUUUGUAAAAAGAUCAUGGAUUCCAAGGACUUAAAUUGAAUCUAGAGCAACGCGAAGAAGGUCUUGAGUAUGCCUCUCUUUACUAUCCUGAAGUUAUCGGGCAAAAACAUCACCAUUUAAAGAUUAAUUAUUUCAAGAUAAUUUGAAAGGCCUCACACCACUUGUUUGGUGGAAGUCCUUGAAAGACUAUUUAAUGAAGUUACAGUUGACCUAGUUCAGCAGGUUCAUACAGCAGCUGCUUCAUCUGCUGGGUUUGAGCGUAUUUUGUCCUCACCAGACUUCGUAACAAGUUGGGUACAGAAAAAGCGGCAAAAUUAGUCACAGUAUUUAAACAUCUAAAUCAAAGCGUGAAAAAGUAGAU
Messenger RNA from Acanthoscelides obtectus, 600 nucleotides. Lineage: Eukaryota; Metazoa; Arthropoda; Insecta; Coleoptera; Chrysomelidae. The record is from the annotation of a GenBank genome assembly.